Messenger RNA from Tremella mesenterica DSM 1558, 645 nucleotides. RefSeq lists its product as uncharacterized. Bases 1 to 645 code for a protein of 214 amino acids. The transcript has 4 exons. The record is from RefSeq and is a predicted model, not a curated record. NCBI's taxonomy places the organism in Eukaryota, Fungi, Basidiomycota, Tremellomycetes, Tremellales, Tremellaceae.
AUGUUAGCUUUCCUCGCUCUCCUAGCGGCCCCCGCCCUCGGUCUUACUCUCCCCCUCAAUAUUCGCACAAACAUCGGUAACUGCCCGUUGAACGGUCUCACUGUUCCAUUGCCCACCGAUCAGACCGCCUUGACUGUACCUGCCGGUCAGAGGUUGAUGUAUGUUGCCUUGGGUAGAGGUAUCCAGAACUACACAUGCUCUGCUGGAGCCUACGUCACCGCCGGUGCUCUCGCCAACUUGUACGACGCUUCCUGUCUCUUCAAGACCGGUCAAGCCAUCGCCAACGUAUCCACUAUCAGUAAAAUUUUGCCCGAAAUAGCAUACGAGAUCGUCAAUUAUCCCGACACGGCAAGUCUUCCGACCCUAAUGCGUCAUCAAUUUGUGUCAACGCCGAGUGGUCUAUCACCCGAAUUUUUGAAAUCGGAUAGCAAAGCCUUCGUUAUCGCGUCCAAGACGGCAUCUCUCAAUGCACCCACCGAUCCUGUCAAUGACGUCCCUUGGCUUCAACUCACUGAAGCUUCAGGUUCACUCGCUCAGACUAUCUUCCGUAUGGACACUGUCAGGGGAAACCCUCCUACGAGUUGUACUGAGGAAGGGCAAGCGCUGAGCGUUCAAUACAGCGCCAUGUAUUAUUUCCUCAACUGA